This is a messenger RNA of Symbiodinium natans, 1383 nucleotides long. The record is from the annotation of a GenBank genome assembly. NCBI's taxonomy places the organism in Eukaryota, Dinophyceae, Suessiales, Symbiodiniaceae.
AUGUGCGUCCUGCCGGAAGUGGCAACCCCGGACCGCAGGAUCCCCUUCCGUGAGAAGAUCUUGUGGACGGGUAUCUCUCUGUUCGUCUUCUUGGUGUGCUGCCAAAUUCCGCUGUAUGGUAUCUCGGCCAACAAGUCCACCGACCCCUUCUACUGGAUGCGGGUGAUUCUGGCAUCGAACCGUGGAACCCUGAUGGAGCUGGGCAUCUCCCCGAUCGUCACCUCAGGCAUGGUGAUGCAGCUGCUGGCAGGGUCCAAGCUCUUGGAGGUGGACCAAUCGGUGAAGGAGGAUAGAAUGCUCUUCCAAGCAGCCCAGAAGCUGUUCGGCAUGGUCAUCACCCUUGGGCAAGCCAUGGCAUACGUCCUCAGCGGCAUGUAUGGUCCGGUGAAGGACCUCGGUGCCGGCAAUGCCAUCCUGAUUAUCCUGCAGCUCUUCUGCGCCGGGGUCAUCGUGCUCAUUUUGGAUGAGCUGCUUCAGAAGGGCUACGGCUUGGGUUCAGGUAUCUCCCUCUUCAUCGCGACCAACAUUUGUGAGACAAUUUGCUGGAAAGCCUUCAGCCCCACCACUAUGAACACAGGCAAAGGCCCUGAGUUUGAGGGUGCAGUGAUUGCACUCUUCCACCUGCUGAUCUCAAGGAGCGACAAGAUAACUGCGCUGAAAGAAGCUUUCUACCGGCAGACCGCUCCAAACAUUACAUCGCUCUUUGCCACAAUACUGGUCUUCUUCUUCGUGAUCUACUUUCAAGGUUUCCGCGUGGACCUCGCGGUCAAGAACCAGAGGGUCCGGGGCAUGACGGGAUCCUAUCCAAUCAAGCUCUUCUACACCUCCAACAUCCCGAUCAUUCUGCAGACGGCGCUGGUCUCCAACCUGUACUUCUUCUCCCAGUUGCUUUACAAGCGCUUCAAGGCGAACAUGUUCGUUAACAUGAUCGGUCAAUGGCAGGAGACCGAGAUCACCGGCCAGUCGAUCCCCGUCGGUGGCCUCGUGUACUACAUCUCACCGCCGCACUCCUUUGGGGAAGUAUGGGAGGAUCCCAUCCAUGCCCUCUUCUACGUCGUCUUCAUCCUGGUGUCCUGCGCGCUCUUCUCCAAGGCCUGGAUCGACGUCUCGGGCUCCUCCGCACGCGACGUGGCGAGGCAGCUGCGGGAACAGCAGCUCAUGAUGCCAGGCUACCGAGACUCCGAUCUGCCCAAGGUGCUCAACCGCUACAUCCCCACGGCUGCCGCCUUUGGCGGCGCCUGCAUUGGCGCGCUCACGAUCGUCGCCGACUUCCUAGGUGCGAUCGGUAGCGGCACCGGGAUUUUGCUGGCGGUGACGAUCAUCUACGAGUAUUUCGAGAAGAUCUGCAAGGAAGAGGGAGCUGGAGCUUCCAUUUUCUUCUAG